Messenger RNA from Spodoptera littoralis (African cotton leafworm), 1692 nucleotides. Lineage: Eukaryota; Metazoa; Arthropoda; Insecta; Lepidoptera; Noctuidae. The record is from the annotation of a GenBank genome assembly.
AUGGCGCCCUUUGUCGACGACACCGUUUAUGUGGAUUGGACCACACGUUUCGUGUUCUACGCUCUGGUAGCAGUUGUGUCUGGUCUAUGGAUGAUACAUAGAUGGCAGCAGCAAUCCAGAUUAUUCAGGUUGGGCAACGUUCUGCCAGGUCCUGAAGGCGUACCGUUUUUCGGUAACGCUCUCCUUGCUUUGGGGAAAAAACCUGACCAAUUGGUGAACAUUGGUCUUGAAUAUGCCGAGAGACACGGCACCGUGAUCCGAGGUUGGCUUGGCUCCAAAUUGAUAGUAUUCCUCCUGGAUCCCGAAGACAUUGAAAUCAUCCUCAACAGUCAAGUUCACAUCGACAAAGCUCCAGAAUACCGAUUCUUUAAACCAUGGCUUGGAGAAGGUCUUCUAAUCAGUACAGGAAACAAAUGGCGGUCCCACCGCAAAAUGAUUGCCCCUACAUUCCACAUCAACAUUCUGAAAUCAUUCGUUGGUGUUUUCAACCAAAACAGUAAGAAUGUUGUCGAAAAACUGAGAAAGGAAGUUGGAACAACGUUUGAUGUUCACGACUACAUGAGCACUGCAACAGUGGAUAUUUUGCUAGAAACUGCAAUGGGGAUCACAAGAAAAACUCAAGAUGAAUCAGGCUUUGAUUACGCUAUGGCUGUUAUGAAGAUGUGUGACAUUAUUCACCAAAGGCACUACAAAUUCUGGCUGCGAUUCGAUUCAAUUUUCAAAUUCAGCUCUUUCUUUGAAAAGCAGAAACAACUUUUGGGUAUAAUACACGGACUUACAAAUAAGGUGAUAAAGAACAAAAAGCAAACGUACCUUGAGAACAAAGAUAAAGGUAUUGUACCACCAACACUGGCAGAACUGACGCAAAAUGAAGAAGAUGGAAGUGUUCUAGCCAAUGAUGCUAAAACUCUUUCUGAUGCGGUGUUCAAAGGGUACCGCGAUGACUUGGACUUCAAUGACGAUAAUGAUGUUGGUGAAAAGAAAAGACUGGCUUUCUUGGAUCUUAUGAUUGAAUCAGCUCAAAAUGGUACUCAUCAGUUAACUGACCACGAAAUCAAAGAAGAAGUAGACACUAUUAUGUUUGAGGGACACGACACUACGGCUGCUGGUUCCAGUUUCGUCCUAUGUCUGCUGGGUAUCUACAAAGAUGUUCAAGCAAAGGUUUACAAUGAACUUUACGAUAUUUUCGGAGACUCCGACAGGCCAGCCACUUUUGCCGACACUUUGGAAAUGAAGUACCUGGAGAGAGUCAUAUUGGAAACAUUGAGGUUGUACCCACCAGUACCAGCCAUCGCAAGGAAAUUGAAUACAGAUGUUAACAUCGUUACCAACAAUUACCUCAUCCCAGCAAGCACCACGGUAGUUAUCGGAACGUAUAAGGUCCACCGCAGCCCCAAACACUACAAGGACCCUGAUACCUUCAACCCUGACAACUUCCUUCCAGAGAACAUGUCCAACAGGCACUACUAUAGCUACAUACCCUUCAGCGCUGGACCCAGGAGUUGUGUCGGUCGCAAAUACGCCUUGCUGAAGCUGAAGAUUUUGCUAUCAACGAUUUUGAGGAACUAUGAAUGCACAUCCACGGUACCUGAGAAGGACUUCAAACUUCUUGGAGACAUUAUUUUGAAAAGAUCAGACGGCUUCAGACUACAGAUUGCUCCUAGGAUAAGAAAACCAACAAAUGUAGCAUAG